Molecule: messenger RNA, 960 nt
Organism: Solanum dulcamara
Lineage: Eukaryota; Viridiplantae; Streptophyta; Magnoliopsida; Solanales; Solanaceae
Product: protein AE7-like
Exons: 7
Coding region: 148-621 (157 amino acids)
Biological process (GO): iron-sulfur cluster assembly
Source: RefSeq, a predicted model, not a curated record
UUAAAAAUAAAGAUGAUAACUAAAUCCACAAAAAGAAAACAUUUAGAGGUAAAAAGUCCCAAGAUUUAGGAGUUCCUCUUCCCCGCCAACAUCCGAUUCUUCAGAUUGAAAUCGAACUUGUGAAUCUUACCAAGGUCAGACUUGAAAAUGGUUUCUGAAUUGAUAAAUGCCAAUCCCAUUGUGUAUGAGAAGAAGGAGCGUCAAGCUAGGAUUGCUCCAAGUGCGGAUGAAGAUGCAGCUGAAACUAUUGACCAGCUUGAAAUUUUUGACUACCUUAGAGAUAUAAAAGAUCCAGAGCAUCCCUAUUCUCUGGAAGAGCUGAAAGUUAUAACAGAAGAUGCCAUUGAGGUUGAUGACCAGCGAAGCUAUGUUAGGGUCACAUUCACGCCUACUGUGGAACAUUGCAGCAUGGCAACUGUUAUUGGAUUAUGCUUGCGUGUGAAACUUAUGCGAAGUUUGCCUUCACGUUAUAAGGUGGAUAUUAGAGUAGCACCUGGAACUCAUGCUACGGAAGCUGCAGUAAAUAAGCAAUUGAAUGAUAAAGAACGAGUAGCUGCAGCAUUGGAAAAUCCUAACCUUGUCGACAUGGUAGACGAAUGCCUAGCUCCAUCUCUUGAAUGAGGAAAUAUGUAUCAGUCAACAUAGUAGAAAGGAAAAAUGAAGGAGAACAUGGAAAAAGGGUAUGGCAGGGGGACGAUGGUGAGGAAUUGCAGAGGAUUUUGGUGGUAUGGAAUUGGGAAAGAAAAUGUAUGGGAAGAAGAUGAAGAAGAAAGGGGGUUGUUCUCAAUGAUAAAAGACCAUAAUUAGGACUCAUUUGGUCAAAGAUAAUUUCACUCUUUUUUGGGGAAAAAAAUCACUUAAUGUGUAUCAAAUUUUCAUCACUAAAUAGUAAAGGUUGAAUAACUCUCACACCAAAUAUAAGACUGAUAUUUUGAGCUCAAUCCAAUUUUUAUUAAAGCA